UUGUAUUCUUGUUCCUUUGAUGGCACCAUUAAACUUUGGGACUAUAUAGAUGGCAUUUUAAUAAAGACUUUCAUAGUAGGGCAUAAACUUCAUGCCCUCUUUACUCUAGCCUGUGCUGAGGAUUCUGUCUUUGUUAUAAUAAAUAAAGAAAAACCAGAUGUUUUUCAGCUGGUUUCAGUGAAACUGCCAAAAUCAUCAAGCCAGGAAAUAGAAGCUAAGGAGCUCUCCUUUGUUUUGGAUUAUAUAAACCAGUCACCCAAGUGCAUUGCCUUUGGAAAUGAGGGAGAAUAUGUUGCUGCAGUACGGGACUUUUACUUGUCUGUCUAUUUUUUCAAAAAGAAAACAACAUCGAGGUUUACUUUAUCAUCAUCAAAAAAUAAGAAACAUGCUAAGAACAAUUUUACAUGUGUAGCAUGUCACCCAAAGGAAGAUUGCAUAGCAACUGGUCACAAGGAUGGCAAAAUUCGUCUUUGGAGGAAUUUUGAUGAUGGUAAGAAAUACACAUACACAUGUUUACAUUGGCACCAUGAUAUGGUUAUGGAUUUGGCUUUUUCAGUGACAGGCACCAGUCUUCUGAGUGGUGGUCGUGAAUCUGUCCUUGUAGAGUGGCGAGAUGCAACAGAGAAGAAUAAGGAGUUCCUCCCCCGUUUGGGAGCUACUAUUGAACAUAUCUCAGUCUCACCAGCAGGGGAUUUGUUCUGUACUUCUCACUCUGAUAACAAGAUUAUAAUAAUUCACCGAAACCUUGAGGCAUCUGCAGUGAUUCAAGGCCUAGUGAAAGACAGCAGUAUCUUUACCGGUUUGAUGAUUGAUCCCAGAACUAAAGCUUUGGUUUUGAAUGGAAAACCUGGCCAUUUGCAGUUUUAUUCUCUGCAGCAUGAUAAGCAGUUAUACAAUUUAGAUAUUAUACAGCAAGAAUAUAUCAAUGAUUAUGGUCUGAUCCAGACUGAGCUAACAAAGGCUGCAUUCGGCUGCUAUGGUAACUGGCUUGCAACAGUGGAACAACGUCAAGAAAAGGAAACAGAGCUUGACUUGCAGAUGAAACUGUGGAUGUAUAAUAAGAAAACACAAGGGUUUGUUCUUAAUACAAAGAUUAAUAUGCCACAUGAAGACCACAUCACAGCUCUCUGUUUCUGUAAUGCAGAAAAAUUUGAAAACCCCACCUUGGUUACAGCUAGUAAAGAUGGUCACUUCAAAGUGUGGAUAUUAACAGAUGAUUCUGAUAUAUACAAAAAAGCUGUUGGCUGGACCUGUGACUUUGUGGGUAGUUAUCACAAAUACCAAGCAACUAACUGUUGUUUCUCUGAAGAUGGCUCUCUACUAGCAGUUAGUUUUGAGGAAAUAGUUACAAUAUGGGAUUCAGAGACAUGGGAACUUAAAUGUACAUUUUGUCAACGAGCUGGGAAUAUAAGGCACCUUUGCUUUGGGAGAUUGACUUGUUCAAAGUAUCUUCUUGGUGCUACUGAAAAUGGCAUUCUUUGCUGUUGGAAUCUGCUCAGUUGUGCAUUGGAAUGGAGUGCAAAAUUAAACAUUAGAGUUAUGGAACCUGAUCCUCAUUCAGAGAAUAUUGCUGCAAUCUCUCAGUCUUCGGUGGGUUCAGACUUGUUUGUAUUUAAACCUAGUGAGCCAAGACCAUUGUAUAUUCAAAAGAAUAUCUCCAGAGAGGAAGUCCAGUGGGGAGUGUUUGUUCCGCGAGAUGUGCCUGAAUCAUUCACCUCAGAAGCUUACCAGUGGCUGAACAGAUCCCAGUUUUACUUCCUAACAAAGUCACAGAGUUUAUUGACAUUCAGUACAAAGUCUCCAGAAGAGAAACUCACACCAACAAGCAAACAGCUACUAGCAGAAGAAAGUCUUCCAGCAACACCGUUUUAUUUCAUAUUGGGAAAGCACAGGGAACAGCAGGAUGAAAAAAUAAAUGAGGCUUUGGAGAGUGAACUAGUACAACUACCCUUAACAGAAAACAUAUCUGCAAUUAGUGAGCUUCUUCAUACUCCAGCCCAUGUAUUGCCAUCUGCUUCUUUCCUGUGCUCCAAGUUUGUAAAUUCACUGCUGCUGUCUAAGGAGACAAAGAGUGGUGAAGAAUUCCCUGAUGAUGUAGAUAUGGAAGAAGAAAAAGAAAGUGAUGAUUCAGAUGAAGAAAAUGAUUUUACUGAAAAGACCCAGGAUACAAACGACACAGAUUUGGGAGAAGACAUUAUACACCAGUUGUCAAAAUCUGAAGAAAAAGAACUAAGAAGAUUCAGGAAGGUAGACUACAGCUGGAUAACUGUUCUUUGAGCCUUGGAGAUGGAAGGUUCUUGCAUUUUGUUUUGUUUUUUUUUUUUAAUUAUAUAUUGAUACUCCAAAAACAUCUACUUGAUGUUAUUUCUCUCCUUAAAAUAUUAAAUAUGAAGAGGCUUUACUUUUUAAAUAAUUGGUAAUACAAAGCUGUGUUUGCAUCAUGCAUUAGAGUUGCUGGGUGCAUGCAUAUACACACCAUCUCAUUUUUAUUUUGAGUUACAUCAGCCUUAGAAAUAUCUAGCAAUUUUCUUCACAAGCAAUUAUAGCGUAUGUCGCCUUAUCUGCAAGUUGGAGAUAUAAAAAAGUUUUGAAAAUCAAAA
Leptonychotes weddellii (Weddell seal) is the source of this 2600-nucleotide messenger RNA. The record is from RefSeq and is a predicted model, not a curated record. Lineage: Eukaryota; Metazoa; Chordata; Mammalia; Carnivora; Phocidae.